This is a messenger RNA of Nymphaea colorata (pocket water lily), 941 nucleotides long. RefSeq lists its product as uncharacterized. The record is from RefSeq and is a predicted model, not a curated record. Gene Ontology annotation, cellular component: endoplasmic reticulum membrane; endoplasmic reticulum. Gene Ontology annotation, biological process: endoplasmic reticulum to Golgi vesicle-mediated transport; intracellular protein transport. The transcript has a single exon. Bases 232 to 624 code for a protein of 130 amino acids. Lineage: Eukaryota; Viridiplantae; Streptophyta; Magnoliopsida; Nymphaeales; Nymphaeaceae.
CUUUCCUCCUUUCGGAAGAGCGCUUCUCGUUUUCCGUGGAGGAAGAUCGGGUUUUCUCUGUUAAUUAGGGUUAGGGCUUCCGGAUCCUUGACGGGGGAGAAGACGAGCCUCAAUUCCGAUCCCUAAUCGGUGGUCGUCAUAAGGCUCCGAGCGUCGGAGAGAUCGGUGGUCGAGCUUUCUGCGGUUGGAUUCUUCCGUCGUAGAGAGGUUUCUCGAUUUUUCGGUGGAGCAAUGGCGUUGGAAUGGGUCGUUCUGGGGUACGCGGCCGGAGCGGAGGCGAUUAUGCUGCUGCUUUUGACGUUUCCGGGGCUGGAUCGUUUGCGGAAGGGCCUGAUCGCUGUAACCAGGAAUGCUCUGAAGCCGCUGCUUUCUGUCAUCCCCUUCUGUAUGUUCCUCCUCCUUGAUAUAUACUGGAAGUACGAGACGAGGCCGUUCUGUGAGGGCCCCUCGUGCACCCCUACCGAGCACCUUCGCCACCAGAAAUCGAUCAUGAAGAGCCAGAGGAAUGCGCUCCUAAUCGCCUGCGCGCUUAUCUUUUAUUGGCUCUUGUAUGCUGUCACGAAUUUGGUCGUCCGGCUCGAGCAGGUCACUCAGAGGGUGGAGAAGCUCAAGAACCAGGAUUAAGUAAAAGAUAAGGCUUUAGAAUCCGUUUCUACCAGAUCUAUUGCAGUUCUGCUUUUUUCUUUUGUGUUCUUACUUUUGGGGGCAAUGGGUGUUUAAAUAGCUCGAUCCCGUGCGCUUGGUGUUGAUGUAACUGGAGGUUAUAGUUUUGCUUAUAAUGCACUCGUCUUAUCUCUGUUGAAUUUUCUGUUUCUCCUCAUGGUGCUCAUCCUGAGUGGAAAUUUUUGGAAUUGUUUCUUCGUGGGACCCAUUUUUCUUUGGGGAAGAUUUGAAUGUUUGUAUGAUUUGUACUUUUUGGAUUUCAUUAUUUCCCAUGCCAA